This is a messenger RNA of Bacillus rossius redtenbacheri, 1688 nucleotides long. RefSeq names its product protein yellow-like. The transcript has 4 exons. The record is from RefSeq and is a predicted model, not a curated record. NCBI's taxonomy places the organism in Eukaryota, Metazoa, Arthropoda, Insecta, Phasmatodea, Bacillidae. The coding region runs from base 108 to 1439 and encodes 443 amino acids. Gene Ontology annotation, cellular component: extracellular region.
UCUGUGACCCGCGGCGAGGCAGCACGGCAGACGGCAGAGCAGCAGCGCUACACGGCGAGGGACGCGCGCCGAGCUGGUUCGACACUUGUCCGCAGCGGAGCAGCACCAUGCAGCGGGCACUGGUUCUGGCGGCGCUGCUGGCGACGGUGCUGCUACACGGCGGGCGCGCGGCGAACCAGCUGCAGCUGCGGUUCCAGUGGACCUCGCCAGAGUUCGUGUUCGCCAGUGAGGCGGCCAGACAAGCCUCGCUGGCCGCCGGCACUUACGUCCCCGGCAGCCCCUUCCUGCUGGACGUGGACGUGUGGAGCGCAGGCCACGACGAGAAGGUGCUGGUGACACUGCCCCGCCUGAAGCCCGGCACCCCAGCCACUCUCGCCACGGUGGCCGUGCGGCCAGGCGCUGCCGUGGACUCCGGCCCGCUGCUGUUCCCCUACCCGGACUGGACCUGGAACCACCAGGGGCACUGCGACGCCAUCACUUCUGUCUUCAGGGUCAAGAUCGAUCCAUGUGGACGCCUGUGGGUGAUCGACUCCGGAGUGGUGGACAUUGUGACCGACUUCAAGCGGAUCUGCCCACCUCAGGUGCUGGUGUUUGACGUACGCAGCAACAAGUUAGUGAAGCGCUACCGCAUCCCAGAAACAGACCUGGAGGACGAAUCACUGCUCAUCAACAUCGCAGUAGAUAUACGCGACCUCGACGGAAAGUGCCGCGAUGCAGUCGCCUAUAUCGCCGAUGUGACAGAGAACAGUCUCAUUGUUUAUGAUGCCAACAAGAGCCGAUCCUGGCGUGUUAACAGCAACCUGUUCUACCCUUACCCUUCGGCGGGAUUCUUCACCAUCAGCGGCGAGUCAUUCGACUUGAUGGACGGCUUGUUCGGGCUGGCUCUGGGCCCCAUCGUGCGCGGCGACCGGACCCUCUACUUCCACAGCCUGGCCAGCUACCGCGAGUCCUGGGUGCGCACGUCACUCCUCAGGAACGAGUCGCUGUUCCAGAACGACGUGAACUCGGUGGCAAGGCAGUUCCAGGAGUCACCCGGAGAGCGACCCUCUCAAACAGCCGCCACAGCCAUGAGCGAAGAUGCUGUGCUGUUCUUCAACUUGUUGUCCAGGAACACCCUGGGCUGCUGGAACUCCCGUCUGCCGUACACCAGCUCCAACCUGGUGCAGCUCGUGAGGGAUGACGAGGCGCUGCAGUUCGUGAGCGGCAUGAAGAUAGUGCGGGACAGGUCUGGGCGGGAGGUGCUGUGGGCGCUCUCCUGCCGCUUCCAGAGGCUCAUGACCGGCUCCUUCGACCCCGCGGAGGUCAACUUCCGCGUGCUGACGGCACCCGUGGCCGACCUGGUGCGGGGCACGAACUGCGGCCGGGCCUCCCUUGCGGAGCACGCCCCCCGACCAGCUGGCGCCGGAGGGGGGUACCGCCCCAUCGCUUUCCCCAACUGACUGGCGGCGCUGGGCGACGACCACGCCGGGGCCUCCACGUCUCGCUCCGGCCACAGCUCGCACUUCUUCAGCGCCAGCAACAGCAGCUCCGCCUGGUGGUUCUUGCGCACUGGCAAUGCGACCAUUAGCGUCGGAGUGCUGUGAAGGUCGCUGCCCAGCCGAUAGACAUAUGUACAAAAUUUGCCUGUGCAUGUGUGGUAAACAAGCAUUUAUUUACAAGUAAAUUUAACUACAAGAAUUAUAGAAAAA